AACUAGUCAAUCAGCCAGCAGCCCCUUCUUUCUUACCCUAGUCUCCAGUCCUCCAGUGUUCACAGGUGAGCUCCCCAACAGCCACUGUUCACGAUGGAGGCCAUCAAGAAAAAGAUGCAGAUGCUGAAGUUGGACAAGGAGAAUGCUCUGGAUCGGGCAGAGCAAGCUGAAGCCGAGCAGAAGCAGGCAGAAGAAAGAAGUAAACAGCUGGAAGAUGAGCUGGUAGCCAUGCAGAAGAAGCUGAAAGGGACAGAGGAUGAGCUGGACAAGUAUUCUGAAGCUUUGAAGGAUGCCCAGGAGAAGUUGGAGCUGGCAGAGAAGAAAGCAGCUGAUGCUGAGGCUGAGGUGGCCUCCUUGAACCGUAGGAUCCAGCUGGUUGAAGAGGAGCUGGACCGUGCUCAAGAGCGCCUGGCCACUGCCCUGCAAAAGCUGGAGGAAGCUGAGAAAGCUGCUGAUGAGAGUGAGAGAGGUAUGAAGGUUAUUGAAAACCGAGCCUUAAAAGAUGAAGAAAAAAUGGAACUCCAGGAAAUCCAACUCAAAGAAGCUAAGCACAUUGCAGAAGAGGCAGAUAGGAAGUAUGAAGAGGUGGCUCGUAAGUUGGUGAUUAUUGAGGGAGACUUGGAACGCACAGAGGAGCGAGCUGAGCUGGCAGAGUCUAAGUGUUCUGAGCUGGAGGAGGAGCUGAAGAAUGUCACCAACAACCUCAAGUCUCUUGAGGCUCAGGCGGAGAAGUACUCUCAAAAAGAAGACAAAUAUGAGGAAGAGAUAAAGAUUCUUACUGAUAAACUCAAGGAGGCAGAGACCCGUGCUGAGUUUGCUGAGAGAUCGGUAGCCAAGCUGGAAAAGACAAUUGAUGAUUUGGAAGAUGAGCUCUAUUCCCAGAAACUGAAGUACAAGGCCAUUAGCGAGGAGCUGGACCACGCCCUCAAUGACAUGACCUCUAUAUAAACUGAAAUGCACCAAAGAGGAGCACCUCUGUACACAAAGGAUGCUGGACCAGACUCUGCUUGACCUGAAUGAGAUGUAGAGCACCCCAGUCCCAUCCUGCCGCUGCUCCUCCCUCUGACUCCGCUGAGGCCAGCCUGCCCGAAGCUGACCUUUAAACUGAGGGCUGACCUUUAACUGGAAGGCUGCUUUCUCCUUUCGCCACCUCUCCCACCCCCACCCCUGUGCCCUUUUCGCCAAACUGUCUUUGCCUCUCCCCAGAGAUUCCAUUUGGGCUAGAGGCUGAGCACCUUUGGGAACAACAUUUAAGGGAAUGUGAGCACAAUGCUAAGUGUCUUUAAAAGCAUGUUGUGAUGUACACAUUUUGUAAUUACCUUUUCUGUUGUUGAUUUAGCAGCCAUUUGUAAAACAUUCCAGAUAAUUCCAUAGUUUUGAAGCAGCAGUCUAAUCCCUUUUUCACUUUUGGAAGGUAACUUUUCAGCUUAAUGCAUAUUGCCCUCUCCGUAGAGAAGGGGAAAAGGUAUGGGCCUGCCUUACUGAGAGCCAAAUGGCCCAGAGAAGGACUCCAUUCUGGGAAACCUUAUUGCUCUGUAAAAAGCACUCGCCAAACCAGAAAGGUGAUUCCAGAAGGAGUUAGCCAAAAAAAA
Messenger RNA from Kogia breviceps (pygmy sperm whale), 1592 nucleotides. RefSeq names its product tropomyosin 3 (gene TPM3). Gene Ontology annotation, molecular function: actin filament binding. The record is from RefSeq and is a predicted model, not a curated record. Lineage: Eukaryota; Metazoa; Chordata; Mammalia; Artiodactyla; Physeteridae. Gene Ontology annotation, cellular component: actin filament. Gene Ontology annotation, biological process: muscle contraction; actin filament organization.